Messenger RNA from Linum trigynum, 2361 nucleotides. Lineage: Eukaryota; Viridiplantae; Streptophyta; Magnoliopsida; Malpighiales; Linaceae. The record is from the annotation of a GenBank genome assembly.
CAGACCAUACUUAACGGUCUACGGUCCAGACCAAACUAUGCGGUACGGUUUGGACCACGGUUUUUCUAACGGUCUGGUCUAUUUUCCUAGCCAUAUCUGUGGGUGUGUGUAGGGCUGGGCAGUGGGCUGGGCUUCGGUCGAUUUGGGUCUAAUUGAUAAUUGAAGUGUCAAUUUUGUUUCGUCACACAACAAUAAAACUCAUGUCGAUCACUGACCAACGCCUAAUAUUAGAUAACCACACCAUCGAUUGGUCGGUUACUAGUGUGAACUGCGGUUAAUCGACUAACUGAAAAAUCAGUGGGUGGUGGCAAUGAUUGGUGGUGGGCUGGUAGCGAUGGAAGGAAGUAGCAGCAGGAAUGCGUUCGCCUGCUCUAUUGUUGCUCUCGACGGCGAAGGACGAUCGGCGUCCGACGACAAGGAAGAACUGCGAGGGGAAGGAAGGCAGAACCCGUGCUCGACUGCUCUGUUGGGUCUCGAGGAACGGAGCGCGGUGCGACGAGAAACGGGGAAAGUCGGAACGAAGAAGAGGAACUAAAGAGGUGGAGGCACGGUACAGACGCGAAUCUGUGAUGGGGGCUUGGGCGGAGGCACGACGGGAAAGAAAGGAAAGGGUUUUGAGUUUGACGAUUUUUCGGUUUAUGAUUUUAGGGUUCUUGUUCGACUGUGGGGGACUGGGGGCUGGGGGAAGGUCGAAUGGGGAAUUAUUUGCAUAUUCAGUUGGAGGUCAGUUAGCCGAGUAAUCGCGGUUAAUUACAUCCGAUUACUCGGCUAACCGUCUCCUCUCAAUUCCCAACGACCACCGACCGGCGCCACCUUUGCAUUGAUUUUUGGUUAGCAGUUAACCAACGGUUUUCGGUUAUAAACGACGGUUACCCACUAACUUGAAAUCGAUUGCCCAACCCUAGGUGUGUGCGGGUAUUUAUGGGUUGGAUAUCCCUAAUUCCAAACCCAAUUCAAUUUGCUGAAUAGUACAAGUGCAACGAAUUUCAAUCCAAACUUGACUCAAAAUUCGUCAAUGCGUGUUUUAAGCAUUUUGAUAGAGUUGAAUCAGAUAGGAUACCCACAAAUUCUGGUUUUGUUGUCAUCCCUAAUUACUAAAAAAUUUCAGUCAAGUGUAUAUAAGACGAGGUUAGAGAAUAACAUCAAUUAAUGACUAGAGUUGACAAUAAAUUCAUGGUAUCAUCUAUUUAUUUUACCAUGCAUCUAAUGAAUGGGCAAACUCGAAAAUCAACUAUGGUAAACAAAGUCUAACGUGUAUUUUUUAUAAUAAUAUUACACAUACCAAGAGUUUGAAAUAGCAAAUCCGACCAGUAGGUAGAGCAAAGAGCUUGAUCGUCGACCUCAGCCGAAUCCAAUACUGAACUUUGGUCACACAAUCUGUGAAACAGAGGUAGGCGCUCUUGCUUUCGAGCUUGGAAUCGCAAACUUGGAAGGAACUGCAAAAAAUUCGCGACUUAUGUUCUUCUGGAGCACGAUUUUUGUAGGUUCAUUCACAAUUCUUUCCGUAGAGAAGUCAAAGAAGGUGUCUAUCAAUUUGUUGAAAUAUAUGGACUUCUUAGUUGGUUUGAUGGAUGUACCAAAAGAGAGGGAAUUUGUUGACGGGGAGGUUUUUAACUUUAAUAGGAAUCAUAUCUAGUUGGCAAUUAACAAUAUCACAGUUCAUAUCAAGAGUUAAGAUGAAGACCGAAUUUCCGGGGAAUCAGUGGCCAUUUGAACUCGUCCCUUCGUGUAAUACUGGACUUGCAGUACAUUGUGGCGGGCAUGUGCAUCCACUUACAACCUACCCUCCUCGCUCUGUUGUUAGCCCAUUAUAUCUCAAUUUCUCAAAAUAUUUUUUUUUGUAAGAAUUUCUUUAAACAUGUAUUCAUAUUUCUCUUAUUUUAUAGUUUCUUCAAUUAAUUACACUUGACUUUACGAUCAAUCUCUCGCCUCAACUCGUAUUUGUCCGCUCCGCUCCACCCAAUUGCCAUCACAAAUUGUGAAAGAAGCCCCAACAUCUAAAAGAGAGAGAUGGAAUACUGUCCCACACCCCACUGAUAGUUUUAGGAGAGAUAAACUUUUUGUAGAGACGUGAUAUUUGUUGCCCGUCAUAUUAAUAUUUGUGCCCACAGUUACAUAGAAAAUGACCAUUCUAACCCUAAUCCUAUACUCUCCCUCCUGCAUUCCUUUCUCAUUGCCCUCUCCGCCCGCUAACAGAGUGAAAUCAAAUCUCAACUUCAACGGUCAUCUGGUUCUCCAUCGUCGUUUUGUCCUCGUCACAGAUGAGAUGCCGCUGCGCUGUCGUUUCACCAUCACUGAAGAAGAUACACUUGCUCCGCUGCCGUUUCAUUCUUGUUGUCUGAAGAAACAGAUGAUGCGCUG